Boleophthalmus pectinirostris (great blue-spotted mudskipper) is the source of this 897-nucleotide messenger RNA. It is a transcript of the gene reep5, whose product is annotated as receptor accessory protein 5. Lineage: Eukaryota; Metazoa; Chordata; Actinopteri; Gobiiformes; Gobiidae. The record is from RefSeq and is a predicted model, not a curated record. The coding region runs from base 97 to 666 and encodes 189 amino acids. The transcript has 5 exons.
GUGAUAACAACUGUGCGUAGCUGCAAGGGUGUCGCAGUUUUGGAUUCAGCUAACUUCGUAAUUCAGCAGCAGCAUCGCCCUGAAGGAAGUGUAGCCAUGGCGCUGGGACUCAAAGAGAGAUUUGAAAACUUUCUACACGAAAAGAACCUCAUGACAGAUGUAUUGGCCAAAAUAGAGGCAAGAACUGGGGUGAGCAGAACGUACAUCGCAUUGGCUGUCAUUGGUAUAGUCGCAGUUUACUUGGUCAUUGGUUACGGGGCCUCCCUGCUGUGUAACCUCAUCGGUUUUCUUUAUCCAGCCUACAUAUCCAUCAAAGCCAUCGAAAGUGCCACCAAGGAGGAUGACACUCAGUGGCUGAUUUACUGGGUGGUGUAUGGAGUGUUCAGCGUGGCCGAGUUCUUUGCGGAUAUCUUUCUCUCCUGGUUCCCAUUCUACUAUAUUGGGAAGUGUGCCUUUUUAGUGUGGUGCAUGGCUCCAAGCUCUUCAAAUGGUGCUGCCCUCAUUUACAACCGCAUCAUUCGACCAUUUUUCCUCAAGAAUGAGGCCAAAAUUGAUGAUGUGGUACAGAACUUGAAAGACAAGGCAUCAGACGCUGCUGGGAAGAUUAAAGAUGAAGCUAAAAAAGCUACAGCGAACCUCAUCUUCGAAGAGAAAAAGAGCACCUAAGCAGCUUGUUUCCGAAUGCCUCUGGAGCGGACCCUUUAUGCUAAAUAUGUUGCCUUGGAAUACUUUUUAAAGACAUUUUGUCUUCUUAACCUAAAGUAACUGUUACUUUCAUGUGUAAAGAUAAGCCAUUUCCCAGUUGAUUUAUUUAAUGUCGUCUUUCAAGACAGAUUUCAAGUUUGUCUUCUGUUGCCUGGUGCAGACUGAAGUAAAUAAAAAAGUUGCUCAAGUGGU